This is a messenger RNA of Telopea speciosissima, 1254 nucleotides long. RefSeq names its product cyclin-D4-1-like. Gene Ontology annotation, biological process: mitotic cell cycle phase transition; regulation of cyclin-dependent protein serine/threonine kinase activity. The coding region runs from base 184 to 1254 and encodes 356 amino acids. NCBI's taxonomy places the organism in Eukaryota, Viridiplantae, Streptophyta, Magnoliopsida, Proteales, Proteaceae. The transcript is spliced from 6 exons. Gene Ontology annotation, molecular function: cyclin-dependent protein serine/threonine kinase regulator activity. The record is from RefSeq and is a predicted model, not a curated record. Gene Ontology annotation, cellular component: nucleus; cytoplasm; cyclin-dependent protein kinase holoenzyme complex.
GACCAGUCCUCUGUUCUCCCCGAAACUUGGGCUUUGCCCGUUUCACGAAGUCUCUCUCUCUCUCUCUCUCUCCUCUGUUCUGUCUGCUGUUAUUGAAGCUUCUCCAGUGCUUCAAUGGCGGAUUCUUGAAACGCAAAAUAAUAGGUCUGAGACGAAAAGGGUUGAUAUAUAUAUCAGUACCCUAUGGACAGUUUCUCAACCCUUGUUUGCGAUGAAGAUUUCAAACUCAUCGAUGAAGAAGACGAGCUCGUCGAAGAAAUCCAGAGUGAGCCUCAACGAAAGCUUUUCUCUGUUGAUUCUUGUGAUGAUUACGUGAUAGUUUCGAACCUUCUUGAGAAAGAACGAGAAAUGAUGCCCAGAGACGAUUACUUGGCGAGGCUUCAAUCCGGUGGCCUCGAUGUCUCUGCUCGUAAUGACUCUGUUGAUUGGAUUUACAAGGUUUAUCAAUAUUAUAGCUUCGAACCACUGACUGCUUGUUUAGCCAUAAAUUACUUGGAUCGAUUCUUAUCUGAGCAUGAAAUUCCGAGUGGAAGUAGCAGUUUCGAUAAUACUGAGCCAUGGAAGUACCAGUUGCUGUCCGUAUCUUGCUUGUCUGUGGCAGCAAAAAUGGAAGAAACAAACGUUCCAUUGUCCUUGGAUUUACAGGUGAUCGAAGGUUACCUGAUCUUUGAAUCCAAGAAUAUUCAGAGGAUGGAGCUUUUAUUAUUGUCGGCAUUGAAGUGGAGGACUAAUGCAGUUACUCCUCUCUCGUUUAUCGACUAUUUCUUGGACAGAAUCAUAAACCCAGAAACCAGAGACCCCAAAUCUUUGGUUUCUCGGUCUGUAGAUAUGAUUUUAAGAACCACCAAAGGUGCCGAAUUCCUUGACUUCCGGCCAUCAGAGAUCGCAUUAGCUGUCGCAAUCUCUGUAGCUGGAGAAAACCAGACCAUCGAUAUGAACAAAGCCUUCGAUUCCUGCUCUUCUCCUCACUUAAACAAGGAGAGAGUGUUGAAGUGUCAUGAACAGGUUCAAGAGGUUAUGAAUUUAAGGACUACUACUCCACCAUUGAGCCCAGCUGGGAUCCUUGAUGCGGCGGCAUUGUUGAGCUACAGUAGCAAUAAUGGAACAAUGGGUGGUGGUGGUGGUGGGCUUCCUUCACCUUCUUCACCUUCUUCACCAUCACCUGGGUCUUCAGUAGUUGAAGCUAGUGAGCGUAAAUAUUUAGGCUCUGAAGAGGAGAUUGAAUCUGUACAGAAAAAGAAAAGAAGACUUUGA